Symbiodinium pilosum is the source of this 1254-nucleotide messenger RNA. Lineage: Eukaryota; Dinophyceae; Suessiales; Symbiodiniaceae. The record is from the annotation of a GenBank genome assembly.
AUGCUUCGAUCAGUCGAGCAGCGAGGUCACGAGGCCGUGUCCCUGAAGAAUCAGCCAUGGCGAAUUUCUGACAACGGGACCGCUGAUGAAGUGCGGGCGUUGUUUGGGCAGCUGGUCAGGGCGAGUCCCCAGAACAUCGCGCUCACGCCUUCCACGUCAUAUGCCAUCUCGCAGGCGGCGCACAACAUCUUGAGGUCUGGACGUGUGUCUUCAGGUGAGAUAAUCCUUGUCCUGCAGAAUCAGAUGAGCUCCAACGUCUACGCCUGGCAGCGCAUUUGCCGCGAAAGUGGAGCGCGCUUGGUGGCCGUCCCACAGCCGCAGCCAGACGAGGAAGCCGAUCGACAGCCAAAGCGCCAGAGAACGGAUUCCUCACUGUCAGGGAUGGUUUUGUCCCCUUGGGACCACGCGCUGGAAGCCGCUAUUCGGCUUCACGCGCAGAGCACCCGGAUCGCAGUGGUGGCUGUUCCCCACUUCCUGUGGACCGAUGGUUCUGGGCCUAUCAAUCUGCAUCGUUUGCGAUCGGUGUUGGACGAAGUCAUGCAGGGGCAGCGAACUGUGUUGGUGGUGGAUGCCACUCAGUCCCUAGGUGUGGUGCCAAUCCAGGCGGAAUCGUGGGGCAUUGACUGGUUAGCAUGCUCUGUGCACAAAUGGCUCUUCGGGCCUUAUGGCCUUUCGUUGGUUUACGUGGCGCCUGAGUGGAGCCAGGAGCCAGUGACAGAGCCCAUCGUCCAGGAUGAACACAACCGCCUUGGUGCAGAUGGCGACAUUUGCCUUCCGUUUGAUCUCGACGUGCCGGGCUACUCAGAAGACUUCCAGGAGGGCGCAAAGAAGUUCGACGCGGGCGGCCGCGUGAAUCCGAUCCUAAUGCCCAUGGUUGCCAGGGCUCUGAAGCAGGUCCUGGAUUGGCACCCUGACCGCAUCAGCACAACCCUUGCGCCACUAACGGCACAAUGCGCAGAGGGCGCCACCAGAAUGGGCCUCCACGUGCCAUCAUGGCAUGCGCCACACUUCCUUGGAAUCGGCCCAAAUGUUGAAGACAUUGAUGGGGAAAUUCAGGGUCAUGAUCCUCCUUGCAGCCAAUCGCUGGCUGCAGAACGAUGGGCUGACGCUGCAGCUGCAAACAUGAAGAGAAACGGUAUUCACGUUUCCUCGCGGGCUGGAGUUUUGCGGGUAGCACCGCAUGUUUACAACUUGCCCAGUGACAUUGAUGCCUUCCUCAGUGCGCUGGCUACUUUCAGACGGAACCACAGGUAG